GCAGCAGCAGGAUGGCCGACCAGAGCAGGCAAAUCAAACUCGCUGCAGCCAAGAAAAAGCUGAAGGAGUUUCAGCAGAAGAGCUCCCCUGCUAAUGUAGGAGGAGAAAAAGGUGGUGGUGGUGGAGGAGGAGGAGGAGGUGGUGGUGGUGGUGGAGGAGGAGCAGGGGCCAAGAAGAAGAGGAAGAUGAAGGUACUAAACCAACUGGAUGCACCAUCAACAGACAGAAACUCCCCAGUCAUGAAUACCUUUGCUGACAUGAAGGCAACGGGGUCUUCUGUUCCCCAGCAACUGGAGGAGCCAAAGGUGGAGCCUGGUCGUGGCUCACCUGCGUCUAACCUCGCUAGCUCUAAUACUGCUACUAACUCUGAGUCUGUCAGCCACAACACUGACCUGCAGGACUACCCGGAUACCAAUGGCGAUGAGAGUUUAACAGAGGAAAAUAGACCGCUGUCUUCCACAGAGAGCCUACGACAGCUCUCACAGCAACUCAACGGCCUGGUCUCUGGGUCAUCUACAGCGUAUGUGAACGGGGACACUGCUCCUCCUGUCAGUGAGGGAGAACUGGAGAGUCGGAACCAGGAGCUGGCUGCUGCCCUGGAAUCCAGCAACUUAACAAACUCUCAGCUCAAUACCAAGCUAGACCAGCUGGCACAGCAAACUCAGGAGCUCACAGAUCAACUACAAAAGGAGCGAAAAGAAUUUGAACAGAGAUACUCAAAAGAGCAAGGAGCCAUGCGGGAGCAAUUACAGGUUCACAUCCAGACUAUAGGUAUCCUGGUAUCAGAGAAAUCAGAGCUACAAACAGCACUACAAUACACACAACAUGCUGCACGGCAGAAAACCGCCGAGGCAGAUGAACUGAAUAACCGUCUGCAGGCAACAAAGCAGAGAGUGUCAGAGCUGGAGAGGACUCUCUCCUCUGUUUCAACACAGCAGAAACAGUUUGAAAAGCACAAUAAAGAGCUUGAAAAGGAGAGAGACAACCUGAGGCUAGAGGUGUUUAGACAAAAUAAUGUGAGUGAGGAGUCGAAGCAGCAGAGCUCAGAGAUGUCUGAGCAUUUGAAACUAAGUGCACACGAGAAUGGAGCAAUGAGGCUGGAGCUGGAAGAUCUUCGCAAGAGGCUCGAGAUAGCCGACCUCAUGUUGCAACAGUACUCCAGUCAGUCAGACCCCACCAGUGCCAACCAGCAGGUCCAGUUACUGAUGGAAGAGAAGCAGCAGAUGGAGGCACACAAUCACCAGCUGAUGGAGUCAAUUUCUCAGCUAAAGACGGAGAGGGACUGCUAUGCAGAGCAGAUCCAGGAGGAGGGCCGUUUAUGGAAGGACAAAACAGAACAGCUGCUAACACAGGUGUCAUUAGUUGCAGAGGAGAGAGACAGAAACAUCAACCGAGUCCAAGAACUGGAGGCUAGCAUCACAGAGCUAAAACAUGCUGCAGCAUUAUUGUCCCAAGAGAGAGAGACUCAGGGUGAUGCAGAGGCUCAGUCCUCAGGGCCAUCAGAGAGUGAGGUGGCUCUGCAGGAAGCACUCAGCACUCUACAACAGGAGAAAGAUGCUCUUACUGCACAGUACCAAGCACAGCUGCGAGAUAACGAGCAGCUGAGUCGCCUGUGUGCAGAGCGAGAGGCACGUCUGGGGGAGCUGGAGCAGCAAGUGGAGAUUAAAACCCAGGAAGAAGAGGACCGCCGGCGCAUGCUGGAGGAUGUUCAGUCAGACAAGGCCACUAUUAGCCGUGCUCUCACCCAGAACCGAACACUGAAGGACCAGCUGGCUGAGCUACAGAACGGUUUUGUCAAACUGACUAAUGAGAACAUGGAGCUGACCACUGCCAUUCAGUCAGAGCAACAUGUGAAGAAGGAGCUGGCUCGCAGGAUGGGUGAACUGCAAGAAGAGAUGCACAAUGUCAAGGAGCAGCUGGAACUGAAAAGCACAGAGACUCAAGGUGUGAUGGAGCAGAGGGAUCAGGUAGUGGCCCACCUGCAGCAGUACUGUGCUGGCUACCAGGCUCUUGCAUCAGAGAGGGAACAGCUCCACCAUCAGUAUUUGCAGCAGACCCAGAUCAUGGACCGGCUGCAGCAUGAUGAAAGCCAGGGCCGUGUGCAGCUGGAUAUCAGUCACAGUCAGCUCAAACAAGCACAGGACCAUCUGGAGCAGUUAGUCAGAGACAACGAGCUGCUGAAGGCUGAGGUGAAGGAGUUGAUCAGCAGCUCAGCUCUUGCCACGCCACUCAGAGACCAAGGAGAUGGAGUGGAAAGCCAGUCCCUGCAAGAGAGCCCAAACAAGUCCUCCUCCAUAGUUAUCCCAGAAGACUUUGAGAGCCAGAAGGAGAUGGAGGAGUUUAUCCGUGGAGCUUUGGCUCAUUUGGAGGCUGAGAGGGACGAGGCCAGGAGACAACUGGAGGAGGAGCACAGGCUCCACAUGGCAGCCCGGCACCAGGCUGCUGUGGCACUCCGCCUUGAGCCCGAUCACCACAGCCACCAACCUGCUCACGCCCACCAUCAUCACGAUCACGAUCACGAACACGAUCACGAUCACGAUCACGAUCACGAUCACGAUCACACUCAGGGCCAACAUAGUCAUUGUGAACACAGUCAUGAGCAUUCAGAAGGAGGAGUCCCAGUUGAAGUUCAUCAGGCCCUACAGGCUGCCAUGGAGAAGCUUCAGCAGCGUUUCACCUCCCUCAUGCAGGAGAAAGCUGACCUGAAGGAGCGGGUGGAGGAGCUGGAGCACCGUUGUAUCCAGCUGUCCGGAGAGACCGACACAAUAGGAGAGUACAUCGCCCUGUACCAGAGUCAGCGGGCCAUCAUGAAGCAGAAACACCAAGAGAAGGAGCAGUACAUCAGCAUGUUGGCCCAGGACAAGGAGGAGAUGAAGGCAAAACUGGCAGAGCUGCAGGAUCUGGUGAUGAGAUUGGUGGCCGAGAGGAACGACUGGUACAGCCGCUACACCGGAGCUGUGGCCGGCGCUGGCUCGGUGAACCCUGACCUGCUUCCUGUCGGGGAGGAUCACACUCACUCAGAGUGUCACGCGCACACACACACAGAGCUUAAUGCUGUCGGUGGAGCAGAAGCCAUGGAGGUCAUCCCUCUGUCAGAGCCCACCACAGACCUGGAAGCACUUUCAUCCCAGACGCUUUCAACUGGGUCGGGCCAGACUGACUCCAAGCCCCUGGAGGACGGUACCGCCGAGCAGAUCAUGCAGCUGCUCCAUGAGAUCCAGAACCCCCAGGGAGCGCUAAGAUCACCCCCCUUCCUCGGGGAGAACCCCUGCAUCCCCUUCUUCUACCGACCCGACGAACAGGACGAAGUAAAGAUCCUGGUGGUGUGAGGGGUGGGUGUGACAGAGGCCAGUGUGUGUGUGUGUGUGUGUGUGUGUGUGUGUGUGUGUGUGUGUGUGUGUGAGAUCGAUCUUGGGCAUGUCUUGAAGUAUGGGGAAAAUUAAACACCACAGUUUACAAUGUGUGUUGCUUAUGAAUCAUAUUUACAAACACUGCUCAAGAUAUUUGACUCCUUACAAAACUGGUCACAGAUAGGAGAAAGUCUUUGACUCAGUUACAUCUAAAUGUACGCCCCCCCCCCCCCAUUGUUCUGUGUGCUGGCACUAAUGUGUGCAUGGUGAAAAUAGAAAGGGUAGUUUCCGUUUAUUUUUAUGUUUUUGUGUUUUGUCUUUGAUGCUCUUCCCGGAGAGGAGAUAAUCAGUGUACCUGAACACAAUCAGAUUAUUUCCCUUUCUGCUAUUUUUAAUCCCCCAUCCUCUCCAUCUCUUACACAUAAGUGCAAUAAAGGGGCUAUAUAUUAUAUAUUCUGUCCCCUCGCUCAUACAGUACUUAAGGAGCUGUCUAAAAAAAAUAAUUAGCAGCUUGUUUAUGUGCAACUUUAUUUUAGUGCAAAUCUUUGUUUUACACCAUUUACUGUUGACAUGCCAAAAAAAAGGAGCAUCACGUUUGAAUGUACUAAUCCGAAUAGUUCCCUGUAUGUUAGUGUGAUGUGGAGGAGAAGUGAUGUUAGUGAAAUGGGUUCAGUGAGAGGAAAAGCAGGUUGGGUGAGAUGUAAAGUUAAAGUUGAGACAGUGCAGGAACUUAUAGUGCAACAUUAAAGCUUUUUAACCACAGGCGCUGUUCAGUCAACAGCUCGCUAGUUGCAAGAACAGGUUCAGGAAGACGGAAGCAGGUGUUGCAGAUGGUUCUGUUCCUUAAAACUACCUUCUCUCUCUAUUUGUGUCCUUUAUUCUCCUCAACACUGAAAAUAAGUUCUACGUGUGUGCGUGUAAAGUCCAAAAUGUUAAUAUAUAUAUAUGAAGCGUUUGUGUUCCUGUUAGACUGAGACAAGGCACCACCAGUAUGAAGAGAUGGCUUCUGAGUUAUAGGGUUAGGGUUAGAGGGAUUAGAUGCUAUUUAAAGACCCCAUGGAAGAAGAAAAAAACUACUUUCAGUUUAAGUUAUGACGGCAUUAUUUUGGAGAAGGGCAUCUUUUUUUAAAGUGUAAGUAAGAUAAAAUACAUUUAUUCUUUUAAAGUGUUUUGGGUGAUUUCUUUACCAUUGUUUCUUCAACUGGUCCUGAUUUAUCUUUACCAUUAACAUAUUCGACAUUAUAGUGUAGUGACUUUAAGAAGGUGAUGGUAAGAUCUCAUCAUCUUCAGCUGAGCUCCAUCUUUGGUUUCGUGGGGUCUUUAAGUUUCUAAAUGAAUGGACACUAUUAAGGAGAGCCUGUUCUUUUCUGUCAUGCUGUGCUCGUAGCUCUACAUAUCAAAGAUGAAUUACUGCACAUCCUUUCUAACUGGACUGCGAGCGUGUACGUGGUGUGUGUGCGUAACCCAAACAGCAUCUGUUGUACCUUUUUUUUUGUAGAGUUUUAUCAGAUUAAAUAAGUAUGAUUGCACUAAAACUGUACAAAGCUUCUGGUUCAGCUCUGUCCUCCCAGGCUGCUCGGACAGUGUCGUUUCUACCACGGAGCUUCUUCUUCUGUGGUAGAAAACGAGGAGGAUCCUAUGAAGCCGCGCUGUUAAGCUGAGGGUCCCAUAAGAAGCAAAUGAAUUAAAAUUGAAAGUGUUUUGAUGUGUGUGUGUGUGUGUGUGUGUGUGUGAGGAUGGACGAGCUAUGUAAAUAUCAGAAUAAGGUGAAAUGAAUGAGACGGCUCAGUUCUAUAAGUCAUUUUAUUCCAUGGGACCAUUCAAAAUUUGAAAAAAAUGAAAAAACACCUCUCUUUCCAAAACUAGAGAAUAAAACUACCCAAAUGUGUUGUGUCCCUCUUAUUGGUGAACAGUACCAGGGAACAUCUCCUUUGGGCAUUAAAAAUGUAGGUUAAUGACUGAAUCACAGGUGUCUUGCUUUAGGAGAGAGAUGCUUGAGUGGAGUUUAGAGCUCUUUUCUCUCUAUAACCAUUAACCAGGAGCUACACUGUCACUUCUCACUUUUACCAUUUAUCAUCAGAGGCCUCUGUUUUCUGAGCGUCUCUCCAUGAGUUAAACACGCAAAGACACGAUGCUGUCACUACAGUGCAUACAAGAAAUAAUCCCAUGGGCUACAUUUGGAGAUAUUUUACUUUCUUAUUCAGAUGUUUGAAUUUUGAUGUCCUGUGUUUCCUCCUUAUUUUGAGGUAGAAGACACAUUUAGUUAAAUUAUUCAACUGUACACUUGAUAUUUAUCAUUAAAAGCAACACGACAGAAAGCAUUAGUGCACAUUCUGCUAUUUUAAGGCUGUAAUAAGAAAAGCAUAAUGCCAUGAAGAUGUAAAGGAUGUGGAGGCCGUAGGUAUUUGGUGUUGUUUACAGGUAAAGUAAACUGCACUGUGUCGACCCAGAGCUGCAGAGCUUUAGCAGUAAUAAAAUGACUCCCAUCAUUCUUGAUUUUUUUUAAAUUCCUUGCUUCUUAGCAUUCUGUCACUUUUUUUUUGGUUUCUUUAAAACAUGCCACAAAUGUUCCUUUCCUUCCUUGUUUUGUUUUGUUUUCUGGGAGUGGUCAGACCAAGAGGUGAAUAUGUAUUAAAAAAAAACCUUUUGUGUCGUUUUGGGGCUUGUAAGAUAACAAAAAAAAUGUGAUUAAAUGAUUUCCCACACUUUCUAAUUCACUGUUAAAUAUGCGUGAUUGAAACAUAGCAAUGAGAAAGCAUUUAUUGUCUUUACUGUAAAACAGGUGGUGUACAUACUGUAACUGUGUAACAUAUUGUAUAUUCAUUAAGCCUGGUGGUGUGGGGAUAAAGCUGCUCUGCUGUGUUAGCUGGCAGCGUGUGUCUGUUAGCACGGAGCCGGGCGUUGGCGGUGACUUACCGGCUCUGAUUUAAUACAAAGAUUGACUUAAAAAAAAAAAAAAGAAGAAAAUAUUCUAUUUAUUUGGAAUAAGUUAGUAUCUCAACUAAUCAGUUUUAAUGUAAAAUAGACGAGACUGGUGGAUGGAAAUGAAGGAUUGUUCGAGGGCUGCUUCUGACAGGAGCUUUCUGAUUUAUUUUUUUUUCUCUCGAGUAAUAUUUUCUCCCCUUCUACUGAAUAAAACUGAUUGAGCAAGUUAAA
Scomber scombrus (Atlantic mackerel) is the source of this 6506-nucleotide messenger RNA. RefSeq names its product golgin A2 (gene golga2). Gene Ontology annotation, cellular component: cis-Golgi network; Golgi cis cisterna; Golgi apparatus. The record is from RefSeq and is a predicted model, not a curated record. Gene Ontology annotation, biological process: Golgi organization. Bases 12 to 3329 code for a protein of 1105 amino acids. NCBI's taxonomy places the organism in Eukaryota, Metazoa, Chordata, Actinopteri, Scombriformes, Scombridae. Gene Ontology annotation, molecular function: protein binding. The transcript is spliced from 27 exons.